CGUCUCCAUGUUUUGACUACCACCACCAACAGCAACACAGCGAACCCUGCCAACACAUAGCCGUUGCGCUUGCAAUCCCCUCUGUGUUUUUCAACAAAAUGGCUGAUUUAGGGGAUGAUACCGGAGCGAGAGCCCUACUGGCCCUCAAAUCUGCGCCUUGUAGCCCGGUGGCCGUGUCUAUCCCGCCCGUGUACACGCUCUCCUCCUCGACUUCGCCCGGGAUCACAUCAUCCAUGCCCCUCUCCCCUCCGUCGCAGGCCCUCGCCCGCCUGGAAGGCAGGGACUUCGAGUUCGUUAUGCGCCAGCGGACGGUCACCGUGGGCCGGAAUUCCUCGCACGGCUCCGUGGAUGUCAACAUGGGCCACUCGAGCUUUAUUUCCAGGCGACAUCUGCAAAUCGCCUUCGAGGAGCCGCAUUUCUACCUGCGCUGCCUCGGCAAGAACGGUGUGUUCGUCGACGGCGUUUUCCAGAGGAGAGGCGCACCUCCGCUUGCCCUGCCGAGGGAGUGCACAUUUCGAUUUCCCAGUACGGUGAUCAAGAUUCAGUUUACCUCACUCUACCAUAAAGAGACACAAAAGGAGGAGGCUCCUGUAUCCCCUGUGAGACCUCUUUACCCACAAAUCUCUCCGCUGAAAAUCACCAUUCCCGACAACGACUUCAAAACUAUGAUGAGUCCCCUGCCUUCACCGACAGGAACUAUUAGUGUUCCCAAUUCCUGCCCAGCGAGUCCACGAGGAGCAGGUUCCUCAGGCUACCGCUACGGCCGAAACAUCACCUCAGAUCUCCAGCUGGCAGCGGAGUAUGCAGCCAAAGCUGUGUCAGAACAGCGCACUGAAGCCACAGGAGGAGAUAGUCCUAAAGAUGAGUCCAAACCCCCAUAUUCAUACGCUCAGCUGAUAGUCCAGGCCAUCUCGUCUGCUCAGGACAGACAGCUAACACUAAGUGGCAUUUACGCUCACAUCACAAAGCAUUAUCCUUACUACAGGACGGCCGACAAGGGCUGGCAGAACUCAAUCAGACACAACCUAUCUCUGAACCGCUACUUUAUUAAAGUGCCGCGCUCGCAAGAAGAGCCUGGCAAAGGUUCAUUUUGGCGCGUGGACCCAUCAUCAGAGGCCAAGUUGGUGGAGCAGGCCUUCAGAAAGCGCCGUCAGAGAGGAGUGUCCUGCUUUCGCACACCCUUCGGCCCGCUGUCCUCCAGGAGCGCUCCAGCAUCUCCCACUCACUCCGGCCUCCUCUCUCCACACUCGAGUGGCCUUCAGACCCCUGAGUGUCUCUCCCGGGAAGGAUCCCCAGUGUCUCAUGAGCAUGACUUUGGUUCUAAGCUUGCCUCUGUGCCUGAGUACCGAUAUUCCCAGAGUGCACCAGGCUCUCCAGUGAGCGCUCAGCCCGUAAUCAUGGCUGUACCAUCUCAGUCCUCAGCCGCGAUACCCAAACCUGUGGCUUACAUGCCCUCCAUCAUCAGCUCCUCCCAAGCCUCUGGUCAGGCCAUCCAUGUGGUGCAGCAGGCGCCAGCUGUCACCAUGGUCCGUGUAGUGACCACCUCCACAAGCUCCCCUAAUGGCUACAUUCUGGCCAACACCUCCUCCUCAGGCCCUGGAGAACUACAUGGAGAUCCAAGAGGUGCAUUAGAUGAGAUGCCAUUGGUUGGCAGUAGAGUGAUUCAGGCUGUAGGGAGUCACAUAGCCUCAGCCAACAGAGGGCAGCAGAGCUACACUGUUGUCCAGCAGAGCGCCAUUCACCAGCUCCCCGUGCAGACCAUUGCUCAGAAUGGCAAACAUGCUCUUCCUGUCACCAGCAUACCAACCAGUGCUUACGCUCUGACCAACCCUCUCCAGAUCCUGGCUGCCCAGGCCUCAACAUCCCCACCCGUGCUGGUCAACAGACCCUCCAACAUGGAAACUGACGAGUCCAGCAUCGACGAGCCCGAACCCAAGCGGCCCAAAAAGGAGGAGGACUGUGUGGCUCCGGUCCCUCAGCCUGUUAUUGUUGCAAUGAACCAGGAAGCCAGCGAAUGAAAGCGUGAGUGAGCCAAUGAGCGGAUGACGGAUCUUAACAGCACAUCUCACAAUAUCCUCAAACAUAUUGAGGGCAAUGUGUUGGGCUUUCUUUAAAAACCUGAACUUCAACGUUUUGUAAACGCCCCACACGGGCACCUGAUCGAAUGUCUUUGUAAGAAGAGCUUGUUUCAUGAGAUAGAUUCAUCAAGCUACAUCUGGCAGCAUUAAAAUUCAGUGCUCACACUGUUUUAAUUUUGUAGGGGUUUUUAAAUCUUGUAAGAAUGUUUGAAAGAAGAGGUACAUGUGCUUAAAGACACCAGCUAGGCAUGUGAACUUGUGUUUCCCUCACAAGUUACAGCUAAGAGAGCGAAAGACAGAGAGAGUUCAUUCGGGAUGGGGUGGGACCAAUACCUAUGCAGCUAUUAAAGUCCGAGACCACAAGUCUCUCCGAAUUGAAGCAGUAUAAUAAAAACUAAAAUAAGGGUCACAUGGAGCUGUGCGUCACUGUGCCGCCUUUGUGAGGAUUUAUUUAUCUCUCUGUUUAAAAUAAACAAAGGCCAUCUUUAACGAAAUAAGAUUGUUACAACUAAAAGCACAUAAACGAAUAGGCCUUUUCUAGCUGGAGUUCUUUAACCUACAUUGUUCUAGUAUACAAUAUAUUUUUCUGUGGAGGCUUCUUACCUUGCUUGCUUGAUUUCCUAUGAAGAGAAAUGUCUAGAAAAAUGCUAACUUCUUAAUUGGUCUGUGUUUAGCGCAAACAAUUAAAAAAAGAACUCAAUGAAUGUACGUAGCGUUUGUUUAUUUGUUACGGCACCCACUUUUGACCUAAACAAUUAAAAUGUGUGUUUUGUUUUGUUUUGUUUGUAGAUACAAUUGUGUUUAUAAAAUGGAAAAACUGUAAGUCUGAAGCUCAUCGUAUUAAACGCAGCUCCAUCGUAUCUGUCCAUCCCCGUUAGCACUUGGGCAAAAUUCUGCUUCUUGUAAGGCUUGCGCAAUGUAAUCCCGACGGAUGUAGCGCAUGAUGUCAACCAAAUGCUUUUCCAGACCCAGGAAUGUAACCGUUCAUUUUGAUUGUCGCUGAGGCUGUUUCUUCACUGACUUUCUGUGAUCCCUCAACAAUCACAGAAGCCACUAAAAUGAAUGUUCAGUAUUUUCAGAAACUUAUUUUGUAGUAAUACACACACACACACACAGUAAAUCAGCCUGUGAUGAGACUGUUUAGUUUUAUUAAGAGAAGAGUAAACGUAUAUUGUUAGAAUGUGUUUUUUCGAGACAAUCACUAACAGGAAUCAGUUCAAUAACCGCUUUAUAUGUUGCAAAAAUUAUAAAUGCCACACGUGGAGUAAUAAAAAGGACCCUAGAGCGGUGUUUCUCAACCACGUUCCUGGAGGACCACCAGCUCUGCACAUCUUCCAUGUCUCCUUAACUAAACACACCUGAUUCAUAUCAUCAGCUCAAUAGCAGAGACUGAAAUACCUGUAAUAGGUGUGACAGAGAAAGGAGACAUCCAACACUUGCAGUGUUGGUGGUCCUCCAGCAACAUGAUGGGGAAAAACUGCCCUAGAGUACUUCAAAUCAGUGUUUCUCAACCACUUUUCUGGAGGACCACCAGCUCUGCACAUUUUCCUUGUCUUUUUAACCAAACACACCUUAUUCAGAUCAUCAUCUCAUUAGCAGAGACUAAAAUAAGACCUGUAAUAGGUGUGACAAUGGAGACAUCCAAAACAUGCAGUGCUGGUGGUCCUCCAGGAACGUGGUUGAGAAACACUGCACUAGAAUAUUUUAAGUCAGUGUUUCUCAACCAUGUUCCUGGAGGACCACCAGCUUAUUAGCAGAGACUGAAAGACCUGUAAUGGGUGUGACAGACAAAGGAGACACCCAAAACGUGCAGUGCUGGUGGUCCUCCAGGAAUGUGAUCGCGAAAAACUGCCCUAGAGUACUUUAAGUGAGCUACCACUAGGCUUGUUGUACAGUGACAGCCCUUACAGUGUUUCUUUUUUUUAAUAGAAAGUGAAACAUCAACAGACCAAAUACAUAUCCUCAUUUUAGUGCCUUAGUGCUCCACUUCCUUCAGGGCUAAAAAAAUACAAAUGCUAAACACAUGCUAAUAAUGCAGGUUUGAGUGAAUGUUUGAACAAAUCUGGCAUAGGAAGUGAAUAACAGCACAUGUGCAAGGGGUUUUAGAAGCCUAGAAGAGACGAGGGCGACUAUUAAUGUAGUGUAUGGGCCUCAAACUGGAUUCCUGGAGGGCCGCAGCUCUGCACAGUUUUGCUCUAAUCCUAAUUAAACACAGCUGAUGCAACUAAUCAAGGUGUUCAAGACUCUUUAGAACACCUUGAUUAUUUGGAUCAGCUGUGUUUGAUUAUGAUUGGAGCAAAUCUGUGCAGAGCUGCGGCCCUCCAGGAAUCCAGUUCGAGACCUACGGUGUAGUGACUGAAAGCAAUAUGAUAAAAGUAAACAGGAAGGGAAAUCAAUUCUUUGAGCGGAUCAUUCGCAGCUUUUAUUGAUUCAGAACAUCAGAAUGAUGGAUAAAUCAAGAGGAAUCUGAACUGAAUGGAGGAACGUUUGGAUUCAGACUAUACAGAUAAUAAUCCAAAACUAUAGAGAUUGAACAUAAUUAGUCUGGUUAGACGUGGCCGUUUGUUUCAGGGCUUCAGAAUGUGGGCUUUGAUAAAUGAAAUAACUGAAAGAACCACUGUUGUUUGGAGAAUCGGAAACAAAUUGUCCUGACAAAUAAAAAGAAAUGCAUUUAUACCUGA
Messenger RNA from Danio aesculapii, 4759 nucleotides. RefSeq names its product forkhead box K1 (gene foxk1). Bases 99 to 2018 code for a protein of 639 amino acids. Gene Ontology annotation, biological process: regulation of transcription by RNA polymerase II. Gene Ontology annotation, molecular function: RNA polymerase II cis-regulatory region sequence-specific DNA binding; DNA-binding transcription factor activity, RNA polymerase II-specific; protein binding. The transcript is spliced from 9 exons. Lineage: Eukaryota; Metazoa; Chordata; Actinopteri; Cypriniformes; Danionidae. The record is from RefSeq and is a predicted model, not a curated record.